Messenger RNA from Astyanax mexicanus (Mexican tetra), 2268 nucleotides. RefSeq names its product zinc finger protein 239-like. Gene Ontology annotation, cellular component: PcG protein complex; transcription regulator complex. Gene Ontology annotation, biological process: regulation of transcription by RNA polymerase II. Lineage: Eukaryota; Metazoa; Chordata; Actinopteri; Characiformes; Acestrorhamphidae. The transcript has 2 exons. Gene Ontology annotation, molecular function: RNA polymerase II cis-regulatory region sequence-specific DNA binding; DNA-binding transcription factor activity, RNA polymerase II-specific. The record is from RefSeq and is a predicted model, not a curated record. Bases 376 to 1407 code for a protein of 343 amino acids.
AAAACUCCAGAGAAGUAGUUAUACAGUGUUUUAAAUGAGAGUUUUAUCUGUUUAGCUCCAUUCAGCUCCAUGCAUUGAGGAUUCCCUCGCGGGCUCCCUCUAGCGGUGAUGGGGUACAAUGUGAUAUAGCGGGGGAGGGGGCGGGGCUCUACAUAACCCGGAUGAGGCUGAGCUUCCGGGGUUUCUAGCUGGAGAGGAGGAAGAGCAGUAUCAGCUGAAUUACAGAAGAAGUGAAAAUAUUCUCCUGAAGUUCAUCACCAACAACCAGGAUAUUUAACAUAGAGCAAUGUUAAACUGCUGAAAGAGGUGAAGCACAAGCCAUCUUGAAGAAUCUCCAGAACACGCAGUAAUUCUUUUGCUACAUUUAACAGACAAAUGAAGCCAAGUCCCGACAUGGAGAAACAUCAGCACCCUGUCAAGAGUUUUACUAAACAGAGUGAUCUCAAAGAUCACCAGCGCAUUCACACAGAAGAGAAACCGUAUCACUGCUCAGACUGUGGGAAGAGUUUUAAGCGACAGAGUACUCUUAAAAUACACCAGCGCGUUCACACAGGAGAAAAAACUCAUUACUGUUCCGACUGUGGGAGAAGAUUUACUAAACAGAGUGAUCUUAAACUACAUCAGCGCAUUCACACCGGAGAGAAACCGUUUUACUGCUCAGACUGUGGGAAGAGUUUUAAUCAACAGAGUAAUUUCAAAAUACACCAGCGCAUUCACACAGGAGAGAAACCGUAUCACUGCUCAGACUGUGGGAAGAGCUUUAAUCAACAGAGUGAUCUCAAACAGCAUCAUCGCAUUCACACUGGAGAGAAACCGUAUCACUGCUCAGACUGUGGGAAGAGUUUUACUCAACAGAGUACUCUUAAACUGCAUCAACGCAUUCACACAGGAGAGAAACCGUAUUAUUGCUCAGACUGUGGGACGAGUUUUAAUCGAGGGAGUAAUCUCAAAACACACCAGCGCAUUCACACAGGAGAGAAACCGUAUUACUGCUCCGACUGUGGGAAGAGUUGUACUACACAGAGUGAUCUCAAACGACACCAGCGCAUUCACACUGGAGAGAAACCGUAUCACUGCUCAGACUGUGGGAAAAGUUUUACUACACAGAGUGAUCUCAAACUACACCAGCGCAUUCACACAGGAGAGAAACCGUAUCACUGCUCAGACUGUGGGAAAAGUUUUACUACACAGAGUACUCUCAAAAUACAUCAGCGCAUUCACACAGGAGAGAAACCGUAUUACUGCUCCGACUGUGGGAAGAGUUGUACUACACAGAGUGAUCUCAAACGACACCAGCGCAUUCACACAGGAGAGAAACCGUAUCACUGCUCAGACUGUGAGAAAUGUUUUACUACACAGAGUACUCUCAAAAAACACCAGCGUGUUCACACAACAUAUAAACUAUAAAAACUUUACUGAUUUACAGGUGCACUGCAUUAGAUCUAAUAAUAUUCCACUUUAAAAAGUGUGGAUGGGGGAGGGGGGCUGAUGGCAACACCCGCUGCUCGCUGAUGACAGGUAACUGAAGAGCACAUGUAUUCACCUCAGAGUCGCCAAAAGUCUCCAAUAACACCACAAAAACUCGCUAGAUUUGUCGCUAGUCGCUUUUUUACAAAAUAAAGUCGGUAUUAACCGCGAGGCCCAUCCAUACGAAAAGUGAAGGGAAAAACACCACUUGAGACACUCUAGAGAGUGUGCUCCCAAAAGUGAGACCCAGAACCACAGAAUGACGACACUGUGCUGAGAGACAGUCAGCGCGAGUGUGCUCUCUCAGUUUCUGUGCAUCAGGCCACUGUCACGGUUGUAUUUACCGUCCUGCUUGUGCUCUCCACAUUUAUGUGCGUUACAUGCAAAGUAUCAAAACAGGCACCAAUUUUUUUUUUUAUAUAUAUAUUUCCGUACUCAGUAGUGCCAAAGCAUUUUUGAUACCUUUCUGGUAUCGAAAAUCCUGAUUUUAAAGCUCCACUAGGUAGAAUUGAGAUUUUGUGCUCGUGGGCUCCCUCUAGAUUUGUAGAGUGUAAUAAAUGUUUCAGGCCGAUUAGUUUCUCUUUCUCGUUUUCUGGCUUUCACAGACAUAUUCGGUCUCUUUCCAGCUUCUGCCAGAGUGUCUGUAUGUUAGUUUGUAAAGCUUGUAAAGCUGUAAUUUUACUUCUUUAAAAAGAUUAAAAAUCAAGGAAAUCCUACCUAGUGCUGCUUUAACAGGAAUGUCACAACAAUGUCAUAUGAAACACAAAUCAUUUUAUUAAAUCAUUUGAGUUAUUAAAACAA